AUGAUUCGUAUUGUAAUCAUUGGAGGUGGUGCAGCUGGAAUUAAUACAUUACAGGCACUUAUCAAGAAUAUUAAACCAUCUGAUAAGACUGAAAUUGUUCUUCUUGAAAAGAAUUCCUACUAUUACCAUGUUGUAGGUGCUCCUCGAGCUCUUGUAGAUGCUGCUUACACGAAGAAAAUGUUUAUUCCAUAUGACAAUGUCAUUCCCAAAGACGCAGUUAAUUUUGCACGUAUCAUACGUGGAGUAGCAAUAAAAAUAUCAAUUGACUCAAAUGAGGUGUCGUAUCAAGCGAUUGAUACUGACGAGAAAGAAAAAGGGGUAUUGGAAAAACUGUCAUUUGAUUAUCUCGUCCUAGCAACGGGAAGUGUCUAUUCAGUACCAAUGAAACCUAAUCGUCAACAUUCUACUCGUUUCGCUAUGGAAAUGAAAUUACAAGAAGUUCGUCAUCAUCUUGAACAAGCAGAAAAAAUUGUGAUUAUUGGUGGAGGAGCUGUGGGCUGUGAAGUGGCGGCUGAGAUCAAGUGCAAGUACCCGAACAAAUUCGUAACAAUUGUUGAUGCAAACGAGAAACUCGUUUCUGGCAACAAUCUCUGUGACAAGUUUUACGUCAAGUUGAAUGAGUCGCUUGAAAAACUUGGUGUCCAAGUGAUUUUAGGCGAACGUUUGACGAAACGGUUGAAUGGCAAUAGUUUUGACAAAUGUAUAUUGCAUACGGACAAGGGCACCGAGAUUGAGUCGGAUAUUCAGCUUCUUUGCGGUGGGUUUAGCCCCGUUGCUACUCUAGUGCAGGAGAUGGAUGCAUCUCUAGUGACGGAGCGUGGUGCUGUCAAGGUGAACAGUCAAUUGCAGUUGGAAGGUGAGAAAUAUGGUCACGUUUUCGCUUUAGGCGAUAUGUGCAACCACCCAGCCCCGAAAAUGGCUUUCAUUGCUGGAGAACAGGGUAAGUUCCUAGCUAAUGAGUUGGCUGCUGUAAUUCACAAGAAACAACCAGGAUUUACGAAUUCAUUCGAGGUACCAGCGGUUGCCGCGACAAUCUUGCCAUUAGGCCCAUCCGGAGGUGUGUCACAAUUGCCCGUAUGUGGUGGCAUCGUUGUCGGUGACUGGUUCACGUGGCUAUUGAAGUCAAGGGACUAUUUUGCUGGCCGCAUUUGGGCGAGUAUCGGUGCGACCGUCCCGAACUGA
This is a messenger RNA of Peronospora farinosa, 1182 nucleotides long. NCBI's taxonomy places the organism in Eukaryota, Oomycota, Peronosporomycetes, Peronosporales, Peronosporaceae. The record is from the annotation of a GenBank genome assembly.